Messenger RNA from Cucurbita maxima (winter squash), 1161 nucleotides. Its product is annotated as psbP domain-containing protein 2, chloroplastic. Gene Ontology annotation, cellular component: extrinsic component of membrane; photosystem II oxygen evolving complex; photosystem II. Bases 94 to 1026 code for a protein of 310 amino acids. Lineage: Eukaryota; Viridiplantae; Streptophyta; Magnoliopsida; Cucurbitales; Cucurbitaceae. The transcript has 6 exons. Gene Ontology annotation, biological process: photosynthesis. Gene Ontology annotation, molecular function: calcium ion binding. The record is from RefSeq and is a predicted model, not a curated record.
CGGAGCAUCCAUUACAAGUCUAUCCAGACCAUACGCACAGCGGCAGAGUUCGAAGAGAAAGCAGCGCGUAAGAGGAAACAAUCGUCUUGGGCUAUGGCGACACUCCUCCAGUUUCCAUCCAACAUACUCUUCUUCCAUACUCUCCAAACCCGAAGGGAAGAUAUUGUUCAAUCCAGACAAAGUUGGCCUGUAGAUGCAAAAGGAGGACGGCUGAUUUCUUUUUAUUGCUCCAAAAUGAAUUUUCAGGCACCAUAUAAAUUUUCAAACGGUUCCUCGUCAAAACAAAAGCUUCCUACAAGGUUUUUGAGGGAUAAGAAGUUGGCUUUUGAUGCAGAUCCCCCUGCCCUAAAGGACAUUGAUCAUUCAUACCAUAUUUUGGAACAAAGUGCUCAUGUGACCCAAAAACCCAUACUAGGAAGCAGCCACUUGUGCACAAGUCCACUCCUUUACCCAAGCAGGAGAGCUCUGAAUGUUUCAAUUAUCUCACUGUUCUUGUAUGGAUUUUCACCAAGCAUUUGUGAGGCCGUUUUUGCUGAAGAGUUGGAGCUUGAGAGAUACACAGAUUCAAAGGAGGGCUUUACUCUUCUUCGACCAUCUUCUUGGGUUAAGGUUGAUAAAGCAGGGGCAACAGUUUUAUUUGAAGAGGAGAAUAAAGGAAGCAACAAUGUUGGUGUUGUAGUAAACCCGGUUCGUCUUACAAGUCUUGGGGAGUUUGGAAGUCCUCAGUUCGUGGCUGACAAACUUAUACAGGCUGAAAAGCGAAAGGAAAGUACAAAGGAUGCAGCAGUGGUUGGUGCUGCAGAGAGAUCUGGUGAGGGAGGUCUACAAGUGUACGAGUUCGAGUACACGGUCGACAGCACUAGAGGAGGGAUGAAGCGGGUUUUUUCCGCUGCUUUUGUGGCUUCUAAGAAGCUCUACAUCCUUAACAUAUCUCACUCUGACAAACCAGAGAGCCCUCUUGAUUCACAGAGAAGAAAGAUGUUGGAGCAGGUUCUUCAUUCCUUUGAUGCAGCUCCUUCCUCCUGAAAGAUCAUCAGUUCAUGCUCUCCCUCCUCCAAACUAACUCAUUUUCAUUCUGUCUCUGCUUUGCUUUCCAUGCCACCAUGGGGCUUCCAUUUUCUCUCUCUAAUUAAUAUAUAUAAAGUUUGUUUCUUCCUAUUC